AUGGCUUCCGUACCGCCGCCACGUAACACAUCAUCAGAAUCCGAUCGACGGCAGCUGCCCGUUAUCGCGCCGGUCGCAUGGCCGCCCAUGGCACCACCUCCCAUGGCCCCGCCGCCACCGAAUCCACAGGCGCCACCGUCAUCAGAUGACGAAGGCAGGGCUACCACGGAGGAGAUACAGCAAGCCAGGGACCGGUUCGAACAUUACUGGAAGGGGGAAUACGACUGGUGGAGAGAAGAGGAACGUGCAGAUAGACGGAGAGCUCAUUACACAAGGCUCCAGGUCCCGAAACCGAGACCACCUGGGGCGCGCCCAAAUGCCCCCCAGGCGCCACCACUGAGGGUGAACCAGCAGAGGAUCCGAUGGAGACAGUCGAGGCGCGAGGACCCACAGAACUUACGGCAGUACGUUGCUGAAGUCCAGAGUGGGAAGUACCAGAUCAUGAACUUCAUGCGCCCUCUGGGCUUCAGGCUUCUCAAGAUCCUUGGGAAAGGCGGCUUUGGCAUGGCUUGUCUGUUCGAGAUGACAGAUGUCGACGGAAGAAAGCACAAAAUCGUGGUCAAGGCAGGGACAGGGAGGGAUCUGCAGCGAGAAAGGACGUGUCUUCGUCUCUUCGCAUAG
Molecule: messenger RNA, 621 nt
Organism: Diaporthe citri
Lineage: Eukaryota; Fungi; Ascomycota; Sordariomycetes; Diaporthales; Diaporthaceae
Exons: 2
Coding region: 1-621 (206 amino acids)
Molecular function (GO): ATP binding
Source: RefSeq, a predicted model, not a curated record